Molecule: messenger RNA, 4746 nt
Organism: Sebastes umbrosus (honeycomb rockfish)
Lineage: Eukaryota; Metazoa; Chordata; Actinopteri; Perciformes; Sebastidae
Gene: paqr6
Product: progestin and adipoQ receptor family member VI
Exons: 9
Coding region: 426-1673 (415 amino acids)
Cellular component (GO): membrane
Molecular function (GO): signaling receptor activity
Source: RefSeq, a predicted model, not a curated record
GGUUUAAACAUACAGAAAGCCCACUAGUUAGAUUUAUAACUUUAUAGUUUAAAAGCCCCUGUGAUCUGUCUGAGAAAUGUCCAUGCAGGGGUCUGUGCUCGCUGUGGGGAAAUGCCUCGCCUGCCUGGAGUUCAUGCUCGCGCGCUCAGGAGGCGUUGGACACACAUGGCUCGUGUUGUUGUUGCUCCAGUGAUCCACGUGAGCUCCGAGCAGCGCUUCCUACUGGCUGAGAGGAGGGAACAAGAGGAGAACAAGAGGCUGUGAAGACCUGCUGCUGCUGCUGCUGCUACACUAUCACACUAUUACCAGAGACGAGAGAGAAGAGCAGUCAGAGACGAGCAGCCGAGGCUGUCACACACACUGUGGAGGAAACCUUUAGUGUUUAUUAACGGAGUUCAGACUGAGGAGGAACCUCUAACCUCCGCAUGCCCGAGGGUCGCGUGUUUCCAGUGUGGCGGGGGAUCGGCCUCGGUAGUGGCGUUGGAGGCAGGUGGAUCCAGGGCUGGGGACGCUGCUUGCGAUGGGAGCCUGACAUUCCAGGACAAGGGGCCCUGAUCCCGGUAUUCGACUACCCCGUCUGGGUUGUCCUGUGUCGUGGCAGGCUCCGGGAGGUUUGUCAGAGAGGGAGGGGUGCCAUCCGACUGCCCACAGAAAUGCUCAGCAUCAAGCUUCCCCAGCUCUUUGACAUCCACCAGGUCCCCAAGGUGUUCAGGGAGGACAGCAUCAUCUCUGGAUACCGUCACCCACAGAGCUCCGUGCUGGACUGUGUCCUCAGCAGCUUCCAGAUGAACAACGAGACGAUCAACAUCUGGACCCACUUCCUGCCAACAUGGUACUUCCUGUGGCGUUUCUGUGUGCUCUGCUCCACCAUGAACUUCCUGACCGACAGCUACACCUGGCCCCUUCUGGUGUACAUGCUGCUCAUCUGCAUUUACCCCUUCACCUCCAGCUGUGCACACACCUUCAGCACCAUGUCCCCAGAGUCCCGACACAUCUGCUACUUCUUUGACUACGGAGCGCUCAGCCUCUACAGUCUGGGUUGUGCCAUAAGCUACGGAUACUACGUCAUGCCGGACUGCUGGGUGAACAGCUGGCUGCAUCAGCAUUUUGUCCCCAUUGCCAUUGGAAACACGUUGUUCUGUACCAGUCUGUCCUGCUAUUCCAGGUUCCUGGAGCUGCAGUUCCCACAGAGAAGUAAAGCUCUGAGGACGGGAGCGUUUGUCCUUCCCUUUAUAUUUGACACUGUUCCUCUGUUUUACAAGAUCCUUCUGUGCUGCGGGGGAAGCUGCAGCCCGAGCGACGCCUUGUCCAGUCACUGUUACCACCUCCUCUUCGCCUUCCUCACCUGUUUCCUGUUUACCGCCCACCUCCCGGAGAGGUUGGCCCCGGGACGCUUCGACUACUUUGGCCACAGCCACCAGCUCUUCCACAUCAGCGCCGUGGUGGGGACCCACUUCCAGAUGGAGGGCGUGAUGGCAGACAUGGCGUCGCGGCGGGCGUGGCUCCUGGCCCACGUGGCGACGCCCUCCUUCCUGGGGACCAUCGGAGUGCUGUUCGCCAGCCUCGCCCUAAACCUGGGCAUCAUCGCAAUUUUCAGCGCCCCGCUGCUAUGGAAACGCUGCCACAGCUCCAGCCAGCCGCGCACAUCCUCGUGCGAGUGCAAGGAGCUUUGAGGGCGUAUUUUCCAACCUCAGCAGUGUGUGUUAGUUUGAGAUGACUGUUAACAGUUUAACACCAGUAGAUUUUGAUGCAUCUUGUUCAGUUUCUCUAACACCGUAUCUGUUCACGUGUUUACUCAGCAGCUGAGGACCCAGUCGCAUUGAUUGAAGCCUUUUUCUGAUGUUCCAUUGAGCUUGUAUUUGAGAAAACGUGUCUACUGUGUACAAAAUGUCUGUCUAAUUUAUUUUUUCCUCAAUGUGCAUUUAAAAAAGGCUCUGGGUUGCAGGAAGCAUGCUGUUGUAACACAAGUGCCUUAUUGUCGACCCACACUUCAUUUACAGUGUUUACAGUAGAUCACUACAGGUUUAAAUCUCAAACUGGAGAUGUCGCAGUUUGCAGGGAUUAGAACUAAUGUUGUUGUUUUUUUGCAUGUACUAGGCCAGAAUCUCCUCAACUUUAGUAAGGAUUUAUUGAAAAUAUUCUUUGUAACUGGACUACUUGGUUAGUGUGGUUGUUCUGUGUAUAAAGCAGUCGUCAGCGUAGACAACUCUACACUCAUUCAACUCUACAUAAUAUAAUGCAGAUUGGGUUGCCGGCUCUUAUAUAUCCACCUAUUGAUUCCACUCUGCAGGGACUGGAAUUGAUUCGCAGGCCAUGUGGUUCUUUUUUUCUGAUUGCCUGCCUUAUUAUGAACCCCACAAUCUACUCUCAACAGGGAAAAAAAUAAAGAAAUCUUACAGCGCGGCGGUGAUUAAAAGACAGGUACCAUUUUUAUAACAGUACGUUUCCAAGGCAACGCUUAGUGGCCUCAUGCCCCCUGAAGGUCUUGAACAAUUUUUAUGUUCUCAGCAAAGGGCACCAUUUUUCUCUUGUUCUUCCAUCACGUAUUAUAAGAUCUGUUCUGAACAUUUAUCACGUCCAAAAGCACUUAAACUCGGUGGUUUAAAUUCAACUUUAUAAGCUUUUUGCAUAUUUCCAGUCCUGUUAAAUUUCCAACACUUGUGGUUUAUAACUUAAGAGGUAUGAAGAGAAAGAGAAGAAGAAUAUUAACUCAUAGUUUGGGGUCGUAUUAUAACAUGGGAGUCUUGUGGUGUUGCAGUAUUGCGGUGCAUUAUACAGUAUAACAAACCAGUAUCACUCCUUAUAUACUGUGGUUGUCUUGUUGGGACUGUUGUAUUCAUUUAACACUGAAAUAAUACGUUUAUAAUUAUAGAAUUUUAUUAUAUUUAUUGCUUAAUUUAGGUGCACAAACAGGGAUGAAGGAGGAGCUCUAGAGUAUCAUAGAUUAAAUAACUAUAGUUGUUAAUAAAUGAAUGAUUCACACGCUGUAAUGUAUGACUGUUAUUGAGCUUUGUUUUCUUAAAACAAGUGGAAAAAGAUUAUUUCAGUAGGUUUACAACUCAAGUCAACUUGUUCCAAGAGAUUAAAAAAAAAAAGUUGACUGAGAGUGAUAUUAAAUUAAUCAUUUGUCACUUUUCAGGCAAACAUUUGCCAAACAUUUGCUUCUUAAAUGCGUGUAUUUUUCUGCCUUUCUGUGUUUUAUAUUAUUUUAAUUGCAUAUAUUUUGGUUUGGGCCUUUUUUGGACAAAACUCUGGAAAUUGUGAUCUGCAUUUUCAUGGUUUUUGUCGUAUUUUACAGACAAAACAAUAAAUCGAGGAAAACAAAUGGCAGAUGAAUCAAGGCUAAAAUUCUGAAAAAACAAAUCAAAUUAUUUCUGAUUUUUCUUUUUUCACUUGUUUUCAUAAAAAUAAAAAUUGAAGGACUUAAUAAUGGACCAAAAUGACUUGAUAAGAUGCAUACAUUAGAUGAUUUAUUAAUAAUAUAGCUAUAGUAGUACUGUAUAUACAGCCUUCAGAGACUAGCAGAGAAGUAUUGUUUGAUAGGUGCUAAUGGGAGACCGGAGGGGAUCACGUUACUAAUCAUCUCUGUUGUAGCACUAACAUACUGCAGGUACAGAUUCUAACGAAGCUCAUUUUAUUUGACGGUUUGGAAGUCUCAUUUGUAUAAAGCACACACUCACAGAUGUCUUUUAGCUGUGUUGGUAGAGAGUUUAAUAAGAGGGGAAAAUGUAUGUGAUAUUAUGGGAAUGAGGUGUGUUACAGGUCCAUGUUGGAUGCUGAAGUAGAAAGGUCGGACGCAGAGUGAAUGUGUAGAAUCACAAAGAGCACACACACACAUUAGUAUUAGAAGAGGGGUUAAAGAUGUUUUCAAGGUUAGUGUGCAGAGUAUAAAAGUCACAGACAAAGCAGAGCAGUAUUUGCCCUUAAUGUGGUUUCCACCGACUCUGUGUUAUCUCCACCCCUGCCGAGCGUUGAUCGAUUUAUUUUAUUUUCUCUACAGUCAUCAUCUUACAGCGUUCCUCGGUUUCACCCUGUUGAUUCUUGGAAUUGCAUCAUUACUGGUUUCUGUUGUGGUUCUUUGCUAUCGACCCAAACUAGUCUGGAACUCAUUUAUUUCUGAGCUUUUGUUGUUUUUCUUCUUUCUUUUUUUCCCUCCCCAUGUCAUCUCGCUCACUCUCAGCCGUUCGGUGCCUGCACUGUUUAUCAGCAGUUUUGACGGUUUUGCAGCUCAGAGAUGCUGAGCGUCGUGAGGCUUCCACAUCAAAUAGAUCGAUGCUGGUGUCGCCUUUCUGAAUUGCAUUUUUUUAUUUUGAAGUUAUCAACUCCCAAGCCCAGAAAUCCUCCAGACCAGAUCACUGUUAUUUUUGAAGGCUUUUUGUCCUGUAAACUUCCUCAGUGGGACAAACAGAUUCAGGUUGUAAUUAUCAGGAAAACUGGGCACUUUUCUUAUGUCAACUUUUAAAAGGAAUAUAUUGAAGGAUGUUUGAAAACUUGAAAUAGAGAGCAGAGACGGGAUAAAACAUUUGACACAAGAAUUCAAAACAGGAUUUGAAAGAGUCAUCGGUGCCUUUUUAUUAAAAUGUUUUAUACAACAACUUCUUUUGAUAUAAUGCUCUGUUUGUUCCUCGUCUGUUAAAAAAAAGACAACAAACUACUCUUAAAACGUAUAAAUACUUAUUUGUUCUUUGCUGUGUAUAAUUUGUUCUGCUAGACGUGUGUAAUAAAUUAAGCCUUUUAUAAGUGUAA